Centruroides sculpturatus (bark scorpion) is the source of this 1668-nucleotide messenger RNA. RefSeq names its product TRPL translocation defect protein 14-like (gene Ttd14). NCBI's taxonomy places the organism in Eukaryota, Metazoa, Arthropoda, Arachnida, Scorpiones, Buthidae. The transcript is spliced from 14 exons. Bases 137 to 1411 code for a protein of 424 amino acids. The record is from RefSeq and is a predicted model, not a curated record. Gene Ontology annotation, molecular function: phosphatidic acid binding; GTP binding; phosphatidylinositol binding. Gene Ontology annotation, biological process: photoreceptor cell maintenance.
AGAAGUCGAUGAUAGGUGGCAGUUCUUUUUGCUGUUCGAUUCGCAAUUAGAUGCCAUGGUAGCACGUUGUGAUUGUGGUAGAUAAUAAAAGCCGGUUGAUCAUUAUCUCAAUAUAUCAAUUAUUUAAACCUUCUAAAUGAGUAAAAUGACUCAAGAUUUCGAGAAGAAAGAACGAAUUGUAUACAAACUCGUCCUGACUGGGGGGCCAUGUAGCGGAAAGACAACAGGUCAAGCUAGAUUAUGUACUUUUUUUGAAAAUCUUGGAUGGAAGGUAUACCGGGUACCAGAAGCUGCUACGAUACUUUUAGGAGGGGGCGUCAGAUUCCUCGAUCUGUCCGAAAGUCAAGUUGGUGAUUUCCACUCUGCAAAUCUUGAAAAAUAUUUAAAUAUUACUUCGGAGAAGUUUCAAGAAAAUUUGCUAAAAACUAUGAUGGCAAUGGAGGAGACGUAUUUUGCACUGGCCGAAUCUUCUGACAGGAACACGCUCGUCAUCUGCGACAGAGGAACGAUGGACGCUUCUGCCUUUAUUAGCAAGGAAUCUUGGGAGAAGAUAUUGAAAACCUAUGGUUGGAAUCCUGUGGAGAUGAGGGAUAAUCGCUACAAUCACAUCAUUCACUUGGUAUCUUGCGCGAAUGGUGCCGAAGAAUUUUAUACUUUAGAAGAUAAUCAAUGCAGAACAGAAGGGCUCGAACUUGCUAGAGAAAGAGAUAGAAGAGCUGCUGAAGCUUGGAUUGGUCAUCCUUACAUUGAUGUGGUUGAUAAUACAACAGAUUUUGAUACAAAAUUAAGAAAAACAAUAGCUAUUGUAUGCAGAAGAAUUGGUAUCGAUACUGGAGACAGAUUAGCAACUAACAGUCUGAAAUUGAAAUUUCUCAUUGCAAAUUUACCCAGUGAUGAAGUUUUCCCACCGUUUCAAGAUUUUGACGUUGUCCAUGAUUAUUUAGUCUCUCCCAAUCCACGUAUACAAUCUAGAUUACGCAAAAGAGGACAAAAUGGUAAUUGGAGUUACCUUCACACACAAAGACGGUGUGAAGUCAACAAUCAAGUAAUAGAAGUAAAGCGACAGUUAACUCACCGUGAUUACGUGAACAUAUUAUCGCAACGGGACGAUACCCAUUAUACAGUUUAUAAGCAGCGGCGAUGUUUUCUUUGGCAAGAUAUGUAUUUUCAGUUGGAUAUUUACAAAGAACCCUGUCAUCCAAGAUGCAAAGAGCUUAUACUUUUGGAAACAUAUUCUACUCUAAAAGGAGAACAACUCAAGAAACGUUUACCUAACUUUUUGAAUAUCACAAAAGACGUUACAGGAGAUCCCUCUUAUUCUAUGUUUAAUCUUUCGUUAAAAAAUGAUUGGAAUAUUCCAAGUAAACACGUUCCAAUGAUAAAUGGUAUAUGUAACGAUACGCCAGUUUAAGAAAUAUUUAUUGGCAAGACUUUAUUUUCUUACCAAAAAAAAUGUUGGAUAUACUUAAUCUUUAAUCAUUGUCAUGGGGUAUUGUUACGUUUCUUAAAUUUACAAACACGUGUGAUGUUAAUAAGUACUACUUACCCCAUGUGCAUGCUAUAUCCUUUGGCUGGUUGUGUGAAGCCAUUGUUAAUCGGUACUAGUCUUUCUGUUACACAUUUCAUCUGUGAUGAGUGUUAUAAGCAGAUCUCUCUCCAUUAAUCCGA